UAUUAUCCAAGUAUUAAAAUAGGGGGGGAAAAAAGUGGUGAGAUUAUUUUAGUGAUGAAAAUAGUUUUAAGUGUAAUUAUGGUUGUUAAGUUGUCAGGUCUCUGUCACACAAAUCCUUAAACACCUGCAUAACCUCUACCUAAUGGAUGAGGGGUGAGAUGAAGUAGGUUGAAGUGCUCGUUUGUCUGGAGAACGUUACAACAUCAGUCAUUAAAUGAGAGCUAAGUAGCUGCUAUGAAUCAGCAUUGCUUUGUGUAGCAGUUUCACAGGAGUUAAAGAAACUCUCUCAGAUGUUACGACAGUCAAAUGUCUCGCGUGGCUGUAGUAUGCUGCAGCUGCUAUACCCUAGUUAUAUCAUAAAAUAACUUGGGGUGAAGAGACCUCUGCAGGCUGAAUACAACGCUCUGCUCAAAGCAGACCUGGUGUCAGGGCAAGAUCACGUUGCUGGUUUUUCAGAACUGUAGUUUGACUGUUCACAACCAGAUCCUGCAAACGCGUGCCUGCACGCUCUCCUUUCUGCCCCAGAGCAGGCCUGUUGGCUGUACUAAUGAGCUCUCUUUCUUGAAGUUAAGCAUCUGCCUGAGUGUUGGCAGGACAGAAACACAUCGUUCUAUCAGCUUAAUAGUUUCACCACCAGAAAUAUCUCAGUGCUGGCAUUAACAAGUUCCUAACGUAAUCACAAUUGUAUUUUGAUGCUCGGAUGUUUUCAUUACGCUCAGCGCCUACUUGUGACCAGUCAUCUCAUCUGGGUAGACAGGUCCCACUGUGUGGAGGCUUUCUGGGGCACAGAGCAGGAGCAGAGGUCCCUGUGUCCAGCAGUUUGUUGGCAGCGAGCUGGACUGCCUUGUCUGUCUCUUGAAUGCUUUACGCUCCAAUGUGCAGAGUCUGAAUUAAUUUACGUGUACCCGUUAACGAUUCCAGAACCAGUGUUUUGGAUGCAGAGUUUUCCUUGACAACUGCAGCCCCCUUUCCUUAGUCAGCUGUGGGUUCACGGUCUCUCCAUCCUGCAGUUCUUCCUGCAGGGAGAUCUGGCUCAUCUAAAGGCUGGUCAGGAGGACAGAGCUGGCUGCAGUCAGUCCUGUGCCUCCUCCCCGGGGAUGAUCGUGGGUAAUGCAAUCACACACUGCUGUUCACUAAGAUGGGUGUGAAUCCAAGCCUGUGCCACGCUGUGGGCUGUAGAAGCGGCACUGCACUUAGUCCAGUGCAAGUGGAUCAUGUGACAGUGCUGAUGUUGUACUGUAUGCUAAUUAGUUAAUUAUUUUUAUCGUCAGGCCAAAACUAAAUAGAGGGGCUGUGCUUGAUGCAGAGACCAGAUCCAGUUGUCAAUCCUGCUAAUGCCUCUGCACAUGAGUAACUUCAGGCACAGUUCUUCCAGCCAAGGGAGUGGGGGUAAGGAGCUACAAGAGGGCUGGUGCAUUUGUGGACAGCCAGCCUUCAUCAAGGCAGAGUCUUCUUGGCUCAGUGUCUUUGGUCAGAUCCUGGCCAAAUGCAGAUACCAAGGGAAGGAUAAAAGCAGGGAGUCGGCGUGGGGUAAAUUUUCCCAGCCUUUAGACACUUGUGAUUAGGGACUCGCUGAGCCGGAGGAGAGGUCUUUGUACUGAAAAGCUCUUGAUGGAUUUUGUUAUGGUAUAAAGUUCAGGUAUCAGUAGGGGUCAAAUCCUGCUCACCUUACUGAGCUGUCCGCUUUGGGUCUGUCUGCAUGCCCAGGACUGUCCUAGGUUGUAUCAGUGGUUAGGUUAGCCCUGCUUCUCUUCUUGGUGUGUUUUUGCUGCUUUCACUCAAUGUACUUUUGUGCAGCAUGUUGUAGCGCAGUCAUACUUGGACCUCAGUGUCAGCUGAAGUGAGCUGGGCUUGGUAUUUGAUAGGGCAGGCACAGCCAGCAUGCUGGCACUGGGGGUUUACUGGGAGCUGCGAAGACCGCCUCGAUUGCUGCAUGUUGAUUCCUGCUCCUUGCUUGCAGGUCUGGAGUUGUCUCACUGUGUAGGUGCUGGCUCGCUGGGCCCUCCUGUGCCUUGGAGGUCUGGGGGGCCCUGUAAGAUGAAGAGGGUCCGCACAGUCUUCAAACCAGAACAGCUGGAGCGGCUGGAGCAAGAGUUCCUCAAGCAGCAGUACAUGGUGGGCACGGAGCGAGUAGACUUAGCUGCAACCCUGCAUCUCACUGAGACUCAGGUGAAAGUCUGGUUCCAGAAUCGGAGGAUCAAAUGGAGGAAGCAGAGCAUGGAGCAGAAGAAGGCAAAGCUGACUCAGUUUGGAGUGAUUCAGCCUGCUGCUGCAGACUCAACAGACAUCAAGGACCACGAGGAGGACACUGUGGAUGUUGAACUUUGAGCAGCUGGUGAGAAUCAGCUACCACUGUUUCAGAGCAAAAACUACAACCAGUUUACAGCUGUGUCUGCCCGAUGGAGAUACUGGGGAUGCAGACAUAUUUGUGCUUCUUUGGUCCAAGCUAGACAUUAAGCUCUUACCUGAGCGUUUGAGCUACAGGACUAAACUGCUGCUGGUUGGGAGGAAAUCUCCAAACACAGAGGCCCCUGUCUGGUAGCUGUGUGCUGCAGUUCCUGGAGCUUAGUCAUCAGGUCAGUUCUGCCUGAUGGUGCUGUGGUUGUGGCAAGGCAGCUGAUCUCACUCGUUCACUAUUGAAGUACCAGGAAGCACAAACCAUUUUCAGUAGAGAGGCUGGGGUGCCAAUUAGAUGGUGUCCCUGACUGUUGUGAGGGACUGUAAGGGCUUCUGAACCCAGGGUCACUUGUGUUGCCUGUUACUGUGUGCUGCUAGGAGAGACACUUGUGCUGGGAGAAGAAUCAGCCGGAUUGUUUUUUCCUGGGCAAUUUGAUUCCCAUGUUUGCUUGGAUUGCAACAAAUCAAAGUCCCUUGCUCCUACCCACGAACUGUAUCGUUACAGUUGCAGUAAGAUGAACAGGGUCUGAGCAAACACCGGAAGUGAGCUGCAGGGCAUGCCACUGCCACGACAGCAGGGCUCUAUCCCAGGUCUGGUCCUGCCUCUCCUCUGCCCUUGACCUGAUCUUAGCUCCAUGCAGUUGUGGCAAAGGGGUUCCCACAUGGCUGCAGAAUCAGGCCCCGGGUGAGAACAAGGCAGCCCGAAGAGUAAGUCUUCCUGAGUGCUUGCAGCCUGGAACAGAAGUGCCUUCUCCAGUCCUGCUCGCCGUUUGGUGUAUUUUUGCCUUUGUUUUGGCUUCUAAAACCCAGAUGACAGAACCUGGUGUGUCCCCUUGCCUUCUGGUGUUGCCUUACUUCACCAAGAUUAUGUGCUGCUGCAGGAGGGAUUUAGGCACCCUGGUUCAUUGAGGUGUGUGGCCAGGGCUUUUAUAAAAAGACAGCUUUCAAACACCUCUGAUGCUUCAUACACCGCCCCCCCCCCCAAUCCAGAUGUGAUUCUGGCCCAGAUGGCAGUUGCUGUGUUCUGUCCCAAUUACACAUUAAGGUGCCGUGGGAAACAGCAUCUGGAGCUUUUGGCUAGCGCAUCUAUAACUGCACAGUGCAGUUAGUAAUUUUGUUUUUAGUGGGUGGAAGGGCUUUGAGGGCUCAGGACUAAGUAUUGGACUCUCCCUGCCUGUGUUUUAGUAAUUCUUAGGGGCUGGUGCCCGUCCCAGCAGCAGCCAAGUGCUCUUAGGUCAGGCUGUGAGCACUCGAGCUGUCAGGUGGCCUUCCUAGGUUUGCCUGGGGUACCAGGCAUGAUGUCGCAUGAGCUCAGGAUAAUUUAUUGUCUCUUUUCUGACCUGGAACACUGUAUAUCACUUUACUCUUAUAUUGUUAUUUAUAGAAAAAACUUUUUUCUUGA
This is a messenger RNA of Struthio camelus australis, 3799 nucleotides long. RefSeq names its product homeobox protein not2. The record is from RefSeq and is a predicted model, not a curated record. Lineage: Eukaryota; Metazoa; Chordata; Aves; Struthioniformes; Struthionidae. Gene Ontology annotation, biological process: regulation of transcription by RNA polymerase II; brain development; neuron differentiation. Gene Ontology annotation, cellular component: nucleus. Gene Ontology annotation, molecular function: RNA polymerase II cis-regulatory region sequence-specific DNA binding; DNA-binding transcription factor activity, RNA polymerase II-specific.